AUGACGUCUGCAACUUCACCUAUCAUUUUAAAAUGGGACCCCAAAAGUUUGGAAAUCAGGACUCUUACUGUAGAGAGGCUAUUGGAGCCACUAGUUACACAGGUGACAACCCUGGUAAACACAAGUAACAAAGGGCCAUCCGGUAAAAAGAAAGGCCGAUCUAAGAAGGCUCAUGUGCUAGCUGCAUCAGUUGAACAAGCAACUCAGAACUUCUUGGAAAAGGGAGAACAGAUUGCAAAGGAGAGCCAAGACCUCAAAGAUGAGUUGGUGGCUGCUGUGGAGGAUGUGCGUAAGCAAGGUGAAACAAUGAGAAUUGCUUCGUCAGAAUUUGCCGACGAUCCCUGUUCCUCCGUCAAGCGUGGCACCAUGGUCCGAGCGGCCCGCGCCCUGCUGUCAGCUGUCACUCGCUUGCUCAUCCUGGCCGACAUGGCGGAUGUCAUGAGACUCCUGUCUCACCUGAAAAUUGUAGAAGAAGCGCUAGAAGCUGUGAAGAAUGCCACAAACGAGCAAGACCUUGCAAAUCGCUUCAAGGAAUUUGGGAAAGAGAUGGUGAAACUGAACUAUGUCGCUGCAAGAAGGCAACAGGAACUGAAGGAUCCUCACUGUCGGGACGAAAUGGCUGCUGCACGCGGUGCCCUGAAGAAGAAUGCCACCAUGCUGUACACUGCCUCGCAAGCUUUCCUCCGCCACCCUGACGUAGCAGCAACCAGAGCUAACAGGGAUUACGUUUUCAAGCAAGUCCAGGAAGCGAUUGCUGGCAUCUCGAACGCUGCUCAAGCCACCUCACCCACUGAUGAAAAUAAGGGGCACACUGGCAUUGGGGAGCUUGCUGCCGCACUGAAUGAAUUUGAUAACAAGAUCAUUUUAGACCCCAUGACGUUCAGUGAAGCCCGAUUCCGACCAUCUCUCGAAGAGAGGUUGGAGAGUAUCAUCAGUGGAGCGGCACUCAUGGCAGACUCUUCCUGCACCCGCGACGACCGGCGCGAGAGGAUCGUCGCAGAGUGUAACGCCGUACGACAGGCCCUCCAGGAUCUGCUCAGUGAAUACAUGAACAAUACUGGAAGGAAGGAGAAAGGAGACCCGCUGAACAUCGCUAUCGACAAGAUGACCAAGAAAACACGAGAUCUACGGAGACAGCUCCGGAAAGCAGUGAUGGAUCACAUAUCGGAUUCCUUCCUCGAGACCAACGUUCCGUUACUGGUUCUCAUCGAAGCAGCCAAGAGCGGUAAUGAGAAAGAAGUGAAGGAAUAUGCACAAGUUUUCCGCGAGCACGCCAACAAGCUAGUGGAGGUUGCCAACUUGGCGUGCUCAAUUUCCAAUAACGAAGAAGGAGUCAAGUUAGUCCGUAUGGCGGCAACCCAGAUUGACAGUCUGUGCCCACAGGUAAUCAACGCAGCGCUCACGUUGGCCGCCAGACCUCAGAGCAAAGUGGCCCAAGACAACAUGGACGUCUUCAAAGACCAGUGGGAGAAGCAAGUCCGGGUGCUCACUGAGGCGGUCGAUGACAUCACUUCCGUGGACGACUUCCUCUCUGUCUCAGAAAACCACAUUCUGGAAGAUGUCAAUAAAUGUGUGAUUGCACUGCAAGAGGGAGAUGUUGACACACUGGACAGGACCGCAGGCGCAAUCCGUGGGCGAGCAGCCAGAGUCAUCCAUAUCAUUAACGCCGAGAUGGAAAACUACGAAGCUGGGGUUUACACAGAGAAGGUGCUGGAAGCAACAAAAUUGUUGUCGGAGACAGUGAUGCCGCGUUUUGCCGAACAAGUCGAAGUCGCCAUCGAAGCCUUGAGUGCCAACAUCCCUCAGCCGUUUGAAGAGAAUGAGUUCAUAGACGCCUCCCGCUUGGUUUAUGAUGGAGUUCGUGACAUCAGGAAAGCUGUUCUGAUGAUAAGGACUCCCGAGGAGCUUGAAGACGAUUCUGACUUUGAGCAAGAAGAUUAUGACGUCCGCAGCCGAACGAGCGUUCAGACCGAAGACGAUCAGCUUAUCGCGGGCCAGAGCGCAAGGACUCCCGAGGAGCUUGAAGACGAUUCUGACUUUGAGCAAGAAGAUUAUGACGUCCGCAGCCGAACGAGUGUUCAGACCGAAGACGAUCAGCUUAUCGCGGGCCAGAGCGCAAGG
Messenger RNA from Gekko japonicus, 2121 nucleotides. RefSeq names its product catenin alpha 2 (gene CTNNA2). Gene Ontology annotation, biological process: cell migration; cell-cell adhesion. Gene Ontology annotation, molecular function: beta-catenin binding; cadherin binding; structural molecule activity. The annotation marks the transcript as partial. The transcript has 14 exons. The record is from RefSeq and is a predicted model, not a curated record. Gene Ontology annotation, cellular component: catenin complex; adherens junction; actin cytoskeleton. NCBI's taxonomy places the organism in Eukaryota, Metazoa, Chordata, Lepidosauria, Squamata, Gekkonidae.